Dermacentor albipictus is the source of this 2968-nucleotide messenger RNA. RefSeq names its product adult-specific rigid cuticular protein 15.7-like. NCBI's taxonomy places the organism in Eukaryota, Metazoa, Arthropoda, Arachnida, Ixodida, Ixodidae. The record is from RefSeq and is a predicted model, not a curated record. Gene Ontology annotation, cellular component: chitin-based extracellular matrix. Gene Ontology annotation, molecular function: structural constituent of chitin-based larval cuticle.
GGCCGUAUAAAGCGGCCCGCUGCGGUAGGGUCACUCCCCACCAAGCAGUGUACCGCCGACGCGCGCUCCCUUCGCUCGAUCAGUGCGCACCGCCGGAGACGCAACGACGACCACGAUGACGCUCGCACCCGCUGCUGUCUUUUUUGCACUCCUGGCCCUGGCAAAUGCUGGUUACCACGGGCAUCAAGGAGGUCACAGCAACACGUACAGGAAGCAGAACGACUACGGCGAAUACUCGUUCGGUUACGACAUUGUGGACGGCUACGGCAGUAUCCACGGCCGUCACGAGACUGGCUCCAAGCACGGACCAGUGGUGGGCUCCUACUACCUGGGCAACAUCGACGGCCGCCACAGGCACGUGCACUAUGUGGCCGACAAGUGGGGCUUCCGUGCGAUGGUCAAGACAAACGAGCCCGGCACCAAGACGAGCCUGCCGGCCGCCGCGCCCUACCACUCGGCCAACGGAAAGCACGUGCCCGCGUACGGCAUCUCUGGCUACGGCCAUGGUGGUUACGGCGGUCACGGCGGUUACGGCGGUUACGGCGGAUACCACGGCUAGACCACUGAUCACCCGGAAGCCACGACGAAAAGCGUUCACAGUUUCGACAAAAGCCCAAGCGCCUUGAGUGAACAAAAUGCAACCUCCAGAGGCAACGCAUGCAGGCAAGCAGGGAGAGCGCAUGGCGACGACCAACGUGCCCCCCCCCCCCCCCGGCGAAGCUUCAGUGCUCCUGUCCAACAUGUCGGGCCUCUUUUUUUUUUUUGCUUCUUCCUGAGUAUUUAGGCACUUGCAUUCGUUCAAUAUUGCCAAGAGCCGUAAAUGCGCAAGGUCACCUUUUCCUUCCUUUAGUUUUUUUUUAUUUAUUUGCAUUGAUGAUGCUAAAAGAACAACGAUACCCGCCAUAGUGUCGUCAUCCUAAAAAUUAAUUGUCGCGGCAUUCGUCGUGAACGGAUUGUAUGCAAUAAAGCAACACUCAGUAUAGGUAAUAACAUCCGGUCCAGGGAGAUGUAACCGGUCCUAAUCGGACACUCUGGUACGUUGAGAAGCGCCUUGAUGAUUCCUGCCGGCGCAAGCAAGCUUCCAAUGAACGGGCUCCGAAACUUCGAAUUACUUGCAAUAUUCACCGUUUGAUAAGUAUUCUGGGAAAAAUAUAAUGAUGCUGGAAAGCUACGGCCAUGGGUUUCUACAAAAAUUAUGACCCGGAAUGGAUCCGUACAUAGCCUGCUCGCAAAGAGAGAAAACGCUAGGAAAGGAAAGGCGGGAGGUGAACCAGACGAGCAUCUGAUUUCCUACCCCACACUGGGUGUAAGGUAAGGGGGGAAUAGGAAAAGGAAAUUCCUGAGAAAAGUUACUUCUUCAAGGCAGCCUCUUUAUCUUUUUUUAUUUGAUUUUUUUUUUCAAGAGAAAAGCGAACGUAAAAUUACUUCGCGUCAGCUUCUGCUAUUUUGUUAUGUCUUUGUUUAAAUAGUGUGGUGACAGACAUGGUGCGACGCAUGCCUGUUUAACUUUUCUAAUGUUCUAUCAACACAAUCUUUCUCAAUUUUUUUUACAAAAUAGCAGUAAAAGAAAUGUAUUGCAGUGGCAGCCCUUUUCUUUUCUUUUCACUUGAUGUAAUGUCAGGCAUUUGAGCAAUCUAUGCGACACUACGGCCAAUUGUUCACACAGUCGCUUGGCUUUACAGUGAGAACACAGCGCGGUCCAUGAAGAAGAGGCCGUGAGACUUGAAUGGUCAAUUCAAUUGUUAAGCCUCGGCGGUUUGCUUAAAAAGAGAAAACUUUGUUGAGCCGGCAGCGACGUCCCCCUCCUAAUGACGAAAUCACCGGCUUUAGCAACGUCGACGUUCAUUGUGUAUAAGUGUACAGACAACUCCCCGCAUUGUGCUGUUCUCUUUGUAAACUUUUCAUGUUCAUUGUGCAUAAGUGUACAAAUAACUAUCCGCGUUGUGUUAACUACUGUUUGUAAACUUCCCUAGUGCAAUAUAAAUAACUGUACAGACAAUUCCCUGCUGUUUUCGCUUAUAUUUGUAUGUGUUUUUUUUUUUAUGCUGUUGCCUGUACGCUGGCUGGAAGUAACCAAAUACCUAACUCUUUCCCGCGAAGCAUGACGGUUCAGCGCAGAUUUGGUGCCUGUCUUUCUAGAUCCGUGCUGCUUCUGAUACCGCUGCUCUCGGCUUGCACAGUUCUGACACGCGUUUUCGGCAGACUUAAUCCCUUAGCGCGACUAAAUUGCUCUUAGUUUGAGCACCAUUGGCGAACAGCUUACAAAUCAACAAGAAAGCAUUGCCCUCAUUUUAGCAGCACGUACAACUAGAUUAUUCUGAUUUUGCUUCCAACGACCGCUUCCUGCAAUUACUCGACCGCACGCCGCCUGCUCCGUAUAAGUAUUGUUCCGCUCUACUAGCGCGUCGCGCCUGCGGCUUGCAGCCUAGAAAACUGACGUUUUCGGCCGGAUUAGCCCCCUGGAAAUUGAAAAUGCACGUUAUUUUCGGCUUCAAUCUCCCCGAGAUUGCAAACACCGCGAUAUAAUAUAGCAUGCCCAGGAAAUUCGGCAUUGCUUCGCUGCGCUUUGAGGUCUAGUUUCAGCGAGUUUUGUGUACAUACGCUCAUUUGUGACUGGCGCCUUCUAUACUUUCCCGCGCUACGUCGAUUCGACGCUCCUUCUUGUCUGCAAGCGGUCGUUGCUCGCAGUGCCAACGUGCCGUCGUGUUGCAUGCUGAAAGCCAUGUUGAUUCUAUUAAACCGUACGCUGCGGCCGUCCUUGAGCUGUGCGUGCGCCUCUGUGUGUUUUGUGGCAAAUGUGCGAGCGCUCAGCGUUGCACUAACCCCGCAGGCACGCGAAAGUUAUACAGGUCCCGGAACUCGUGUGCGUCAUCGGGUCUGCGAUUUGGUAUUUAAUAUUUCCACUACCCUCUGUACAAAGUGUGCGUUUGGUUCAACGAAAAUAAAAGAAUGCUACUUGUUUGCCUUA